This is a messenger RNA of Thunnus maccoyii (southern bluefin tuna), 7269 nucleotides long. It is a transcript of the gene uacab, whose product is annotated as uveal autoantigen with coiled-coil domains and ankyrin repeats b. Gene Ontology annotation, molecular function: actin binding. NCBI's taxonomy places the organism in Eukaryota, Metazoa, Chordata, Actinopteri, Scombriformes, Scombridae. The record is from RefSeq and is a predicted model, not a curated record. The transcript is spliced from 19 exons. Bases 674 to 4840 code for a protein of 1388 amino acids.
GAGACCACUGAGAGAGACGAGAAGAGGGGAAAGAGAGAGAGAGAAGCUCUUUAGUUCAGCUUGAUAAGCAAGUAGCUUGCAGCUUUUGCAGAUAGAAAACAGUCCAGAGACGAAGAGGAGUAUCAAAAGAAAAAGAAGACAGAACAGAUGAUUUGAAGAUAAAGGCGAGAGUAGAGGGGAAGACACUUGGUGGAGGUGAGAGGUAGCCAGGCUGAGCUGACUUUCCCCCAGAGGGGGAGUUGCAGUUGCCGGCCAGGGCAGGUCCCAGGGCUGGCAGGGCUGGCCCUACUGCUUCUCCACCUCCAUUCCUUCCUCCUCUUUCACUCCUCCUUCUUCUCCCUUAAACUAUCAACUAAACUGCUGUGCAGUGAUGAACUUACAGGCAGAGCCCGUGAGCAACACAGGAAUGCUUAGAAAAUCCUGCCAAAUGAACUUCUCCUCAAGUGAGGAAAACUCCUAGUUGAGCCUUCCAUUAGAGGACCUCCACUGCAAUACAAACUGUGACCCUGUUGUCUUCUCACACAUUUUUCUUCGCACUCACUGGUUGAGUGCACUGAGAGACUGAGGGUUCUUUUUAUACACUUUGUUUUUCCUCUUAUUUUUGCUUUUGUAAACCGGAACACUGGCAACUUUUUCAGUAGCACGGUGCAAGGACCAGCUCCACUCACCCAAGAUGAGCCGCUGGCUGAAAUGCACCUCCAUGCACUUUAACACAGACUGGAACAAGUAUGACGAUCGGCUGAUGAAGGCGGUGGAACGCGGCGAGGUGGACAAAGUGGCCGCUGUUCUCGGCAAGAAGGGCAUCAUCCCCACUAAGCUCGAUGUGGAGGGACGCUCUGCGUUUCAUUUGGCUGCAACGCGAGGACACCUGGACUGUCUCAGUCUCAUCCUGGGACACAAUGUUGACAUCACCGCAACUGAUGCCACUGGUAAAAACGCUCUUCAUCUGGCUUCAAGAAAUGGACAUUCUCUGUGUGUGCAGAAACUCUUGCAGCAGCACAACUGUCCAGUUGGAAAUGUGGACCUACAAGGAAGAACAGCUCUACAUGAUGCUGUCAUGGCUGGCUGCUCCUCCAGUGUGAAACUUCUCUGUGACAGCGGAGCGUCUGUGAAUGCCAGUGAUUUUGAUGGCAGGACACCUCUGGUGCUGGCAACCCAGAUGUGUCAUCCACGCAUCUGUCAGCUGCUGCUGGAGCGAAGGGCUGAUAUCACUAUCCGGGACAAACAAAACAAGACAGCGCUCAUUCUGGGCUGUGAGUACGGCUGUAAGGAUGCAGUUGAGGUGUUGUUAAAGAGCGGCGUUGAUGUGAAGGCAGUUGACGGCUUGGGUCACGAUGCAUUUCACUACGCUCGUCUCAGCAAGAACCAGGAGCUCGUUGCGAUCGUCAAGAGCUACCUCGACAAAGCCAGCAGAGAUAAAGAGGCUGCUAAGAUUGAACAGUGGAAGCGACAGCAUUCAGUGGAGAGGUCCGAGGCAGCUGAGGCUAAUAGAAGGGAUCAGAUGAUACAUGACCUGGAGAGGCAGAACGAGACCCUGCAGGAAAGUCUGAGGAAGUACCACCAGGAUCAGAGGGCCCUGUUAGAUCAGGUCAACAUACUACAGGAGAAGCUCACACAGGAAAAGAUGACUGUCGAAGACACUCAAAAAGAGAAGGAGCAGUUGAAGGUGUUACUCAGUGCCAAAGAAAGAGAGGACGGAGCACGAGGCCCGGAGACUGUCAAGGUCCAGCUCAGGAGCACUUUGGGGGACUACUCUGGGCAGUCUGUCAUCAAAGGUAAAGAGAACAUUUUGAUGAAACAAGCUCACAGCCUGGAUUCUGAUCAGUCUCUGAAGAUGCUCCAGAAUCCUGCUUUGACACGUUCACUGUCCAGACCUUUAGAGAAGAGUCAGGCCACUGUAGGCUGGGAUGUCACUGGUGAACUUGAUGCACUCCGACAUGAACUUGAGGUGGUCAAACGAAAGCAAAAAGCAGCAGAGGAAGAAACGGCUCGGCUUCAAACUGCCCUGAACCAUAAAAGCCAUGAGUGUCAAGAACUGGUUCAGAUCAAAGACACCAUCCAGAAACAGGCUGAUCAGCAGGUUCAAGAACUAGAGGAUGCCUUGAGGGACGUUCAGAAGAGGAUGCUUGAUUCUGAAUCCAAGGUGAAGCAGCUGCAAGCCCAUGUGGUCGCAGUUAAGGAGCACUUAGGAGGCCAGGCAACAGAAGAGCUGCGCGCCCAGCUCCAGGAUGUCAAAGCCAAGUAUGAAGGUGCUUCAGCCGAGGUGGGUCGGGUUCGUAAUCGCCUCAAACAGAGUGAGAAGGCCUUGGAGGAGUACAAGAGCAGCGAAAGCCAGCUAGCAGCUGAGGCCGAAAGGUUAGGCGAAGAGCUAGUAGCUCUGUCUGCAGAGAGAGAUGAGCUAGCAGAAACCCUCCUGGAGAUGGAAACACAGUUAAAGGAGGUUCAGACUAAACAUGGCAACACGGUACCAGCUGAGAAGUUUGACAACAUGAAAAACCUGCUGACCAACGCAGUUGACGAGAAGGAACGGCAGAUUGCUGAGCUGAGGGAGGACUAUGAUCGUGUGCUAGAGGAGGUGGCGGAACUCCAUCGAAAGCUAGAUAGUCCAUCAUCCCAGGGAGGAGCAGGGGCAAUGUCUUCUGAGGAGCAACAAAGGAUACGAGCAGCUCUCGAAGAGCAGAAUGCGUCACUGAAAAGGAAACUGGUCGAUGUGACUGCAAAAAGCCAGGCACUAAUUCAAGAGGUUGAGGAGAGCGAGGAAGAAAGAGAUAUACUACGAGAGCAGCUGGAUGAGCUCAACAGCAGGGUUGAGGUUGACUUCAUACCCAUAAAGGUCCACGAUGAAGCCAGGAUGAACAUGGUAAAGGCUUUGGAGGAGCUGGAGGACAAGCUGGUGGAAGCCAGUGAACGUUACGGAAAAGCAGAGGCACAAGUCCAGCAGCUUCAAACCGAGAGGGCGGCUCUGCAGGAGAAUAUCAGCAGCCUCAAAGGUGGCAGUGAGAGACACCAGAGUGAAAUGGAUGCUCUGAAGUCUCAGAAUGCUGACUUGAUUAAGAAACUUGAACUUUUCCAGAAGAGAUGUGAAGACAGAGAUAAAGAGUGUGUACAACUGACAGCACAGAGCCAGACUCUGAAACAGAGCCUGGAGGGAGAGUAUGUACCCAGACAGCAGCACGAACAAAUGAAGAUGGAGUUAAGUUCCACGAUAGAGAGUGUUAAAGCUGAGAUGUUGAAGUUGGAGACCAAGGAAAAAGAAAGUGGGGAAGAAUUGAAGAAUGUGAAAGAAGGAAACGAUAAGUUGAAAGAAAAGUUGGAAAAGGUUCAGUCGGAGAUGAAAAAAGACUAUAUAAGUGUUAAAGAGCACAAAUCAAUCACAGACAAGUUAAACACUGCUGUGGUUGAGGCAGAGAACAGAGCAAACCAAGUGUCAGCGAUGCAUGUGUUGGCCCAGGAGGAAACGGGAAAGCUUACUCAAGAAUUGGAGGCCCAGAAGAAAGAACUUGAUACCAUACAGGAGGCAAUUCAGUCCAAGUUUAUCCCACUGACAGCGGUUGAGGAAAAAGAAAACUCGUACAGUGCGCAGGUGAAGGAGUUGACGGUCAAACUGCUGGAAAUGGAAGAGAAGUAUAACAAAGAAAAGUCUGCCAGAGAGAGCAACAAACAGGAAGAAGAGAAACUAAAAGUUGAGAUGGAAUCUGUUCAACAAAGACUAGACACUGCUCUUGUUACCAGUGAAAAGCACAAGGAAGUGGAGGAAGAGUUCAAGGGUAAAUUUGAGGAAUUAACUCUGAAGUUGGUCGACCUAGAGGAGCAGCACAAAGAGGUAACCCUUCAGAAAGCUGAAUUUCAAGAGCAGAACGCCCUCUGCAACACUCAGAUCCAAAAUCUCCAGGAGCGUCUGAAAUCAGAGUUGACUCGGAUAGCAACAUAUGACACAGAGCUGAAAGCCCUUAAUGAUGCCAUGCAGCAAGCCCAGGCUGAUUGCAAGAAAGCAAGAGAUGCUCAGCAAGAGGAGACCCAGAAGGUUUGUGCCAUGCAGAAAGAGCUUCAGGAACACUGUGGGGAUCAGGCUUCUCUGCUGCAAGAACAGGCCAUGGCCAAGGAAGCCUUGGAGGACGAGGUCGCUAAGCUCCGAAUGGCACUUCGCGAAGAGGAGGAGAACAAUGCCCAGAGGGCCGAGGACGUCUCUGCCCUGCAAUCUGAGCUCCUUCAAGCCACUCAGGCUCUCGAGGAGCUUCGCAAUAGGGAAGACCAAAUGAACCAGCUGACUAAGGAGAAGCAGCAGCUGGAGGAGGAGGCUGCCAACCUGAGCAACAAGCUAUUGAGCUUAGCAGAGGAGUGCAAAGAGGUCCAUCAGGAGGCGACUCAAGCAAGGGAGGGUGAGAGCAAGGCCAAGACAGAGAUGGAGGCUGUCCAGGAGAAGGGACGCGCCAUCGAAAGAGAAAUUAGGGAGCUGAAAGAGCGGUACGACGAGUCACUCAGCACCAUCUGUGAUCUUCAGAGGAGGAUUCAGACAUCCGCUCAGCAGACUGAAGCCAAAGACAAGAAGAUCACAGAGUUGCUGACAGACGUUGAGCGAUUGAAGCAGGCGCUGAAUGGUCUGUCCCAGCUGGCAUACACAAGCAACGCUCCCAAUAAGAGACAGACGCAGCACAUCGACACUCUCCAAGCACAGAUCAAGGGCCUACAGCAGCAGCUGGCUGAUGCUGAGAGGCAACACAGGGAGGUGGUUUCAAUUUAUCGAACUCAUCUUCUCAGUGCAGCACAGGGCCACAUGGAUGAGGACGUCCAAGCCGCCUUACUACAGAUCAUCCGCAUGAGACAAGAGUUUGUGUGUUAAAGCUUCCUCCAACCAAACACGAUGCUGCCUGCUGACUCAAAUUCACCAUUCUCACAUCCUCCGCUGCAGAGAGUCCCUGCUGUGGCCCCUGUGGGUGCCCAGUGUGUGUGUGUGUGUGUGUGUUUGUGUGUGUGUUUGUGUGUGUGCGUGUGUGUGUGUGUGUGUGUUUCAGGCAAUAUUUCUCCAAACAAGCCGUUGAAGCUAAAAUACAUUUAUGUGUAGUACAGCUGCACUUCAGUUCCCAAAUAUCUGAACGUAUUUGUCGUGGCUGUAGGUGAAUAACUGUAGAUUUUAGGGGCAAAUACAUUAUUUGAACUUCAGUUGAAAAACAGGAAAUUAAAACUCUGUUUACAUUAAAAUGGUGUUGGAUUAGUUCAAGAUGUCCUGUAUCAAACUGUGAAAUCAUUUUGACUCAAUCACCAACCUAUGCACAGGAUUUAUUUUUUCAAUUUCAAGUGUGUGAUUACACACAUUUCUGUCAAAUCUUAGAAAAUUAUAAUGCAGAUCUUUGCAUUGCUAUUAACCCAUUAUAUUCAGUAAUGUUGGAAUAAUUUGAAUGUAUGUAGGUCCCCCCUAUAUAGAUAACUCUCUCUUUAACACAAAGACCACUUUUCACAUUCCCACCUGACAGUCAGCUCUCAUACAGUAUGUUUGUGUCAUGAUGUUUGCUGGAAUUUGAAGGAUAGGUUCACUUUUUUAUUUGUAAGUCAACCUUAUUACAAUACUCAGAUGUCCAUGUGUACACUGAAAGAGUUCUUGGUCCCUGUAGCUGUUCCUCUUGAAGAGAUCUCUCUUUGUGUUUCCUCAGCUGGUGUUUUUCCUUGCUGAGCUACAGGGAAGACACAAUAACAAAAAGAGUCAAUUCUGUACUAAAGCCACCAUAGCUUGGGAAGAAUACACUUAAUAUAUCUAAUUCAGACUACAGCUAUGCAUUUUUGCAUAGAAAACUGAGAAUUUUGUCCCACAUCUUACAUCGACAGGAUUAGAAGUAGACCCCCUUCAAAGCCAGUAUGCACAGAAGGAAUAAUUACAGUGGCUAAUAACUCUUUCAAAGCACAUUACAAUACAGACUUGGAAAAAAAUUUGAACCUCUCCUUUAAACUUGGCGUGUUCAGGCCAGCUGUAACACUUCAGCCACUCACUUGAGAUGUUAAGAGACAGACUGUUCUCAUGUUGUCGCAUUGGGCACAGUUACUAUCUUCCUCUGGAGGUCCAAACUUAGCAUAAGUGCUUUCAGAAUGAUCCAAAUACCAAAGACAUCAUCCAAAUCUAAAAAGUACUUGCCAUUUUGGUAGAUGGUUGAUAGUACUGUGUUAGAUGUGGGAGAGCUUUCAGUUAUGUCACUCACACAGUUACGGCAGUCACAUGAGACUGUCCAUGGUUGAUGCUGGAUUUGAGUCAUGAGGGUGUGGAGUAGAGAUCUCUUGCUGUGUCCUACAGUUUGCAGUGGCUCGUCGUCCUUUUGUUGAAACCAGAGUGUCCUCUAGUGGUGAGACUUGGCAGGCCAAGUUGAUGAAAUUGUAAUAAUCAGUAUGGCCCAGGGGUAGGCAGUUGUUGUUUUUUGGUAGCUGUAUUGUCUGCAUGCCUGUACUUAACACUAAGGAAAUAUAUUAGAAAUCUCAGAUAGUUGAGAGAAUCUGAAAUGUGGUGUAAACUGAACUAACUUUAACUAUUAAUACCACGCUGCUUUGCAUUACUUUACAUUUAAACCAAAUCAUUUUAAAGGCAGCAAAAUGUCCCAACUACAGCUGGACUUUAUGUAUAAAACCUAAAUAUUUUCAGCAGUGAACUUUGCAGCUCUCCUAGAACAAGGGUUGCGUACCCCUGAGCCGACUCUUUGUGACUCUUCAUGGUGUAGUGUAGUGGUGUUGUGAUUGUUGAGCAAGUCUCUCGUGCCUUUACACUGACAUAUUUUUCAUAGCUUUGUACUACUUUGAUUACUGUACUACAGUGUGACAAUUCUGAUAUUCAGCAGGUCUGGAAGUAGAACGGCACAAAACACAUGUUCAGGGUAACAUUUACUGUAGGAUGCCAUUUAAGAAUAGAACAGAUCCCUUAAAUUAUGUUGAUAGGCAACCCUUGAAAGAUUUGUUAUUUGAAACACUCCCGUCAUUACCUUCAAGCUAACACACCUUGCCAAGUUAAAAUUUCUUCCUCUCUGUUUUUAUACUUUGGCCAAAUAUUCUGUUUACAACAGUUAGUUUAGAAAACAAAACCUUCUGAGUUUUGUUAUGUAGACAUUUGGGAUUAACUCUGAUCUUUCUUUUGGAUAUUUCUUCAACUGUUAAUAUAAACUACUAAUUAAAUCCAGUUAAACCUCUAAAUAAAUAUAAACCAAUCUGUUUAAAUUGGUUGUAUUUGUUGGCAUAGUAUUUGUGUUUGUGAAUCAGUAAAAUAAAAUCAAUAAAAGUGCCUAACAUAGAAAACUA